Messenger RNA from Rhinopithecus roxellana (golden snub-nosed monkey), 2528 nucleotides. RefSeq names its product Tctex1 domain containing 4 (gene DYNLT4). The record is from RefSeq and is a predicted model, not a curated record. Bases 1773 to 2438 code for a protein of 221 amino acids. Gene Ontology annotation, biological process: microtubule-based movement. NCBI's taxonomy places the organism in Eukaryota, Metazoa, Chordata, Mammalia, Primates, Cercopithecidae. Gene Ontology annotation, molecular function: dynein intermediate chain binding. The transcript is spliced from 3 exons. Gene Ontology annotation, cellular component: cytoplasmic dynein complex; cytoplasm.
CAUUUGACUUCCCCACAGCGUGAGUUCACCAGGGAGGACGGCCAAGUUCUAAUUCCCAGCCUCUUCUCACCAGGGCCUCCUUAGAGUCCUGGGGCCCUCAGAGCUAGCUAAGGAAAACCCGCAGGCAGGGCCCACCCCUCACCUGUAUCGUGGGUUGUUGACGAGGCUUCGGAGUGCUGCGGAAAAAGGUUCAGCUUUCCCAUGCACGACCAGUCCCAGGGGCUCCAUGGGUGAGAAGGGGUGGGGGUGGAGGAGGGAGCCUAGGAGGCCUGGCCAGGUCCUAGAGCUGGUGAGGCUAGCAAGGCCCGAGAGGGAGAAGCAGGGACUUGGGAGGCCUGUUUGCUGAGAAGCUGAAGUUUAGGAGUAGAGCAGGAGAGGCCCAAGCUACUGAAGGCAUCAGGGGCCAGACGCUCAGGGACAGGAACAGACACAGGGAGGGGACCAGGAGAAGCUGAGGCUGGAGUGGCCUAUGGUCCUGGGAAGAGGGUGGCUGGCUGGCGGCGGCGAAAGAGGCCCUGGCUGGGAGUCUGCCCAGGCAGCCGCCGGGUGGGAAGCCUGUGGGUUUCCAUGGAAACUGGAGCUGGCCUGAGAAGAGACUCCACCCAUCUCCCAGGCAGGCCCAGGGAAAACUUCAGCCCUUAGAGGGGCAUUAAGCGCCGUAUGAGGGUCUUAGCCCCCGGAAGCCGAGCCUGCCCUAGGUUCAGAGUUCAAACUCCUUACCCUCGUAACCCGUCCCUCCUCCACAGGCACACAGGGUCAGGAUCUGCUUAGCCAGGCCUGGGAAUCCCCCACUCAACAGGGAAAAUCCUCGCCCCCAUAGAUGGGUCAGGGCCCAGACCUGGCUUGUUUGGGAGGGGACAGUCCCAUCCCUGCCAGAGGGGGAGUCACAUGAGUUGUCAGCUCUGGCAGAGGUGUCACAGCCUCUGCCAUCUCUGAAAUGCAACAUUGGGGAAAUCUAGGUACUAGGGCACACAAGAGGUGUAGCCAGCUGGGGACAAGCCCCAGGACACUUGGGUCAGCAAGGGUCACGAGGCUGGACUCGGUGUUCACUGCCGAGUCACUGCCACUUUGUAAGGCCUGGUUCCUACCAGCUGAGCCAAUGGACCUCCCCUCCCCCGCACAUAGCCCUGAACUGAGGAAGUCAUCCAAGCCCCACCCUAACUCUGCGCCGGGAGCGGAAAUGUUUGUCCUUGUCGAGGCUGACUGACGGGGAGACAACAGAGCCAUGACGUGUUCCUUCCUGUGGGCCCAGACCCUGGAUUCCUGAGCCACCGCCCCCGCAGCCUCAAGAUCUCCCCCUAUCCUAGGCCUCUGUGACUUGUUCAUAAUGGCCAGUCUCCACAAGGGGAGAAAACGGGCCCUGGCUCAAGCGCCCUGGGGCAGGACGAAGCCUUUCUGACCACAGCCUCGCUCUACAUCUGCCCCUCUGUCGCCUGCGCUUAGGAAGUUUGCCUCUGAGCUGCAAGACCCUGUCGGCCGCUCUCCCUGAUGACCCCACGCUCAGCACAUGCUCACAGUAACAGGGCUCUCAGGUUAAGCCAGAGCCGGACUGGAGGGAGGGAUCCUUGGAGGGAGAAGUGUUUGCUCCAGCAACCAUGGCAACUCCACAACACAGGUCCUUCCCCUCCCACUUGCCCUUCAGGCCAGUGGGGCCAGGGCUGUGGAGCCUGACAGAACUCAGAAGCGAAAGCCUGCAGGUGACUCAGCACCUAGGAACCCAGGCAGCCUGGUACUAUCUGAUCCACUUGUUCUAAAACACAGCCAGCAGGUCCAUGGCCAGCAGGCCUCUGCCCCCGGGACGCCAGGAGGAGGAGAAUGCCAAAGACUACGGGCCGAAACCCUCACCAGUGCAGCCCCGAGGCCGCCUGCCCAGCAUUGAUGAGGCGCGACCGGCAGGUCCAGGUCCUGGCCCGGCCUCUCGCCGGGGCUCCAUGCUGGGCCUGGCCGCGUCCUUCUCCCGUCGCAACUCGCUGGCCGGGCCAGGCGCGGGUCCUGGGGGUCGGCAGCCAUCCCUGGGCCAGGUGCCCCCUCUGGGCUCACGGGUCAGCUUCUCAGGGUUGCCUCUGGCGCCCGCCCGUCGGGUGGCGCCCUCCUACCGCGCGGAGCCGGUGCCCGGGGAGCGCUGGGAGGCUGCGCGCGCACAGCGUGCCCUGGAGGCGGCACUGUCCGCAGGGCUGCGCGACGCGUGCUACUCCAGCGCCGAGGCCGCGCGGCUGGUGCAGGAGCUCUGCGAGCAGGUGCACGUUCGCCUGCGCGAGCUCAGCCUGCCGCGCUACAAGCUGGUGUGCAGCGUGGUGCUGGGGCCGCGCGCGGGCCAGGGCGUUCACGUGGUCAGCCGCGCGCUCUGGGACGUGGCGCGCGACGGGCUGGCCUCGGUCUCUUACACCAACACCUCGCUCUUCGCGGUGGCCACGGUCCACGGGCUCUACUGCGAGUGAGGGGGAGUCCAAUUCUGCAAAAUUGUUUAUUAUCCUAGGAGGAGGCCCCCCUGGGGCUCACAUCCCAAUAAAUAAGUGUCUGACAAUAAA